Molecule: messenger RNA, 1171 nt
Organism: Xenia sp. Carnegie-2017
Lineage: Eukaryota; Metazoa; Cnidaria; Anthozoa; Malacalcyonacea; Xeniidae
Exons: 10
Coding region: 101-1045 (314 amino acids)
Source: RefSeq, a predicted model, not a curated record
UCUAAAAAGCAAGAGACCGAAAAAAGAGCUAUCGAUUUCUCAAAGUGAAGCGCACAAUGUGUACAGAAAGAAAAAACGUAUUGCAGACAGGAUUGAUCUAAUGUCAUCGGAGAAGAGCCUCAAUCCGAUGGUUUUGCUAUAUCUUGAUGGACAUGGAACGGUUAAAGCUGCUGGAACGCCCGGCCUUCGUCGAGAAAUCUUGAAUAUUUCCCGAGAUGCCAUGUGCAAAUAUGUUGAAGACAAUUCUUUGAUUACAACUGACUCCCCAAAAAGCUGUGAAGACGUUUAUCAAGUGCAGGAGAUACGCUCUGAUCUUGUUGAUCCUGAUGCUUUGGAAGAAAUAAAACAAGGGACUUGGUCGUGCAAAGAGCUACGGAAACUGGUUUUAAAUAUGGUUCUCCCAAGAACAGCUGACAUCGACAAGAAAGGAAAACGGAAGUGGAAAGUGGCUAGAGUGAGAGACUUUUGGCUUAAAGCAGAGAAACCGUUGUUUUGGCCUCCUCACAUCCCAUUUGUUUCGCCAUCUGCCAGGAUUAAUCAACCUUCAGAGGAUGAUUACGAUGAAGAAGAAUUUGAUGAUAAAACAGAACGCUCGAGAAAAAUUUUAAAUAAGAAAGAACUGAUAGAGAUCGCUCUAUCGUAUGGAGAAUACGUUCAUGAAUUUACUGGAAAUGAAAAAAAUGAAGAGACAACACAAUCAUUUGGUCAAGGAAGACAAGAGAAAACUAAUCGAGAUGCGAAUGUUGGAAAAGAUACGUAUACAAGCGAAGAAGAUAAAAGAAGUGAUGAGAGCGAGAAAAGAGAAGAUUUCGAAAACAAAUUUGAUAACGAAGCUGCAUUAAAUAACAUAAAAGAGGAUGAAAGGGUAAAUGAACGUCCAGGAAAUUACAAAAAACAGCGUACCAAAAAUGAACGUUUUUUUCUAUACCCAUCAGGAAGAGGAUACACAAUUAGUGAAUUUACAACAGAUGAGAGACAUGUACGAAAAAAGAGAAAUAGCUUGUAUUGUUCGCGCAAUGUUAAAAGACCCCCUAAAAUAUGUUGAAACAGCCUACGAAUUGUUGGACUUAGCUGAUACACAUCAACAUCCUAUUACGAAAAAUUUAAAGUAUGAAAUGCUAAUGUUUAUUGACUGAUUGAACGGUUCUAAUCUAAAUGACAAUUUGUUGAU